Molecule: messenger RNA, 2786 nt
Organism: Hyaena hyaena (striped hyena)
Lineage: Eukaryota; Metazoa; Chordata; Mammalia; Carnivora; Hyaenidae
Gene: CCDC121
Product: coiled-coil domain containing 121
Exons: 2
Coding region: 22-1503 (493 amino acids)
Source: RefSeq, a predicted model, not a curated record
CCAGCGCGAAAGGGAGAGGCGAUGGGGUGGACCGGGCGUGUGCGAUUUCUUGCCUCCCAACUAGGCUGGCAACCAAUUUGGGCCAGUAGAGGGGACACCAGGGGCUGGGAGGAUGGUUGGAGGUGGCCAAGAAAAGAGGCACUCGCCGUUGUUGGGGAGGGCCUAAGAGCAGAGUACUUGCGCCCAAGGCGACCCGAGAUGAGGUCCCCACAGCGCUGCCCCCAGAGUUCGAAAAUGAAGAAAGUGCGUUUCUCUUUAGCCCCCCAAGAAACGGGGAACAGAGCCGCCAGGGAACCGGCAGCUAGGACUUAUUCGGCAGCCCGCGAGGUUCAGCCGAUCCAGGCUGGACCGGCCAGGGCUGGGGUGAGGUGCGACCCGCGGGGUUGCUGGGCAGCGCCAAGACACAAGGAGCACAGAACGGAGAAACUGAGAAAACCUUCCGCAAGGGGACGCCAUUUCCGCGUGGCGCAGCACCGUGACACUAGCGCUCUCUCCUUGACAGGGAGCCUGUGUGAACAAUACGAGGACCUUGGAGAUGAACCCUUGGAUUCCCAGAGCAAGUUUGCCAAGGAAUCUGAGAGUUCCACUGACCUGUAUCUUAAUUUCCUAAAUGCAAUUUUCGAGCGACAGACGCUAACAAAGUCAGAGACGAAGUUUAAAGAAAAGGCAAUGAGGGAGCUGAGGAAGCUGAACAGCCGAGCAAAACAAGCUCAAAUGCGGCAAGAAUCACUAAUGCAGGAAACCAAAGAGCUAUACAAUGAAAAGUUACUUGUCCAAACUGAAAACCAGUUCUUUCUGGACUACCUAAACAACGAAACUGAGAAGUAUAGAAGACAGCCUGAAGAGCUAUGGAACCAGUAUUUACAAAAAAGGGAAGAGCUUGCACAAAGGAGACAAGAAUUAGCCUCCAAAUAUGCAAAACAAACCUCAGGGUAUAAAGAGGAGCUCUUGCAGAAGGAAAACCUCCAAUCCAAUUUAAAACAGCAGUUGCAGGCACUCAGGGGUGUUUCCCUAGUAAAGGAGAAACAGGAGAGAGAAAUGCAGGUAUUAGAGGACAAGAAAAAGGAAGCCCAAGCUGAGAUAGAUGCAAAGAAAUGGGAAAUACAGGUCCAGUUGGUCCAGGAAAAAGCAUUACUGGACAAACAGCUGAGUGAGUCAGACCGGAAGCAGUUGGGAAAGAGGAAAAGACAGGAGCUCGUAAGGAGGGCCCAUGCCUUGCAGUCGGAAGCAAGGCAGUAUACUUUUGAGUUCUACCGUGACGUCAGGAGAGAGAACCGGCAGUUAAAGAAGGAAUUAGAGCAGCAGGCCCAGCAGUGCCAGGAGCUGCAGGCCACUAAGGGCCAGCUCAUAAAUCAGAAGCAGCACCUGCAGCAAGAACAGUGGUACGUGGAGUCCUUAGUCCGGGGGAGGAACCGACUGCAGAAAAGGCAUAACCCGUGCCCAGGAUUGGAUGCUCCAGAGGUGCUCCAUAACACCUCUCCUAAGUACCAAAUCAAGUAUUAAUCCAAAGCACUUCCCAAAAUAACCGAUUAUAUAAGCACUGGAGCAAGAAUUCUCACGUGCUGUAUAAACCUGGUUCCAAAGGCUUUGGGAUCUCAGACUGCUAUGGUAAAACACCCAUCGUGAUGUGUUAGUGUGAAAGAUUAGGUGCUUUUCUUCCAGCAGUACUGCUGGAUAUUUAGGUUUUCCUUUAAUUGAUCUUGUUGAUAACCAGGAUGUUCCUCAAAUCUCCAGAUAACCCAAUACCAUUUCCUAAACACCUGUACUUCAAACUAGCUCAAGGAAACCACCUUGAGGAAAUGAAAACAGUUGUGUGACUUAUUUCAUCUAGCUAAACUAGAUUUCUUUAUGUAAAAAACACCUUUAAGAACAAUUUCAGAUUGACUUUAUGUAGUGCCUUCUGCUCUGUAAACCAAUUAUCCUGCCUCUUGACCAGCUCCACACAAAGGCAAAGUGUUUUUUAAAGCUCUUUUUCAAGUUCACACCAGUGGCCAGGCACGUCCUUCUCUAGUUUUGUCAAGAGUGAAAAAGUAAUCUUACUAAACUGCAAGUUCGGGAAGAGUUAGGAAGAAAAGAAAGCACUAGGCAGGAGGAUCUUUUGUCUGAUGCUCCACCCCUCAACUGAGUAAAUUGAGAAAGGAAGAGCAGAAAGGGGAUGAAUAUUUGGUCAACGCCUACUUUUGACAAUCUUCUGUAAAGAAAUGCCUCUAGCAUUAAUGAGGUGACUGAAUGCCUCUGCUUGUUUUAGGAAAAUAUAUCAAAAAAGUGUUAAAAUAUUUGGACUUUUUUAAAGAGUCUUGUGCCAUCUAUUUCCCUAACAUUCUAAAUUCUAAGAUAACAAGAUCGUUUAAUGUUAAAUAUAAUAAGUACUUCAGUUUUAGGUCACUUAACUACAUUUUCUAACUGUGCACUUGAUAGAACAUGAAAUGCCUUUUGUAAUUAAUAUGUGCCUUAUAUUUCUGUCUAUUUAGAAGAACUGGAAAUAAGAUUUUUAAUUAGUAUAGACGUUUAGUUUUUAAAAAAUUUUUGCACUAAAAAAAUGUAAUAAAAAUUGUUUGCACUUAUGACAUAUUGAUGAUUAGACUAGUCAUUUAUUUGAAUGCUAAAUCCUAGUACAGGAAUAUAACCCCAUGUUUUAACAUCACUCUUCUAUGGGGAAAUGUAAUCCAACUUUGUGUUCCAGAAAUUGCCAGUGAUAAGAAACUACAAAUAAUUUUCAUGAAUUUUGUUUUAUUCCUAUGUAAAAUGAAUCUUUAAAAUUGAUUAAAAAUUUUUUUCUCCCUCAA